AUGCCCGCGUACGAGCAGCCUGUGUAUCAGGAAUCAGCUGCAAGCCAACCACACCGUCAAUUCACGCUGGGAUCUCUUCGCCCCUCCUGGCCUCGGAGAGAUAGCCCUGUCGAGGAACCAUUGCAAAAAUCCAAGCCGAUAUCUAAGCGACGUGCGGAAUGGAACAGCUUUCUGAGCAGGAAAUGGGCUGUCACCUUCGCCGCCGUUACUCUUGUACAGGCAAUCAUUUGCCUAAGUUUUGAGGUAUACGUUUAUGUGAAGCUUGAGUCGAGGCUUAAGCUCGGCAUCCAGAACAAUGUGAAGAAGCAGGUCGAGAUCAUCCCGACGUUCCUACCCCUCUUCAUCUUUGGCUUCCUUUACGAGAAUGUACUCGUAUGGGACGCCCUUCGGGCCAAGAACACCAUCCAAAUCAUGGGGGCCUGCUUUGCCAACUUUGCACUCGCAAUCUACACGGGAAUCCAGAUCGACCAAGUCUACACAGCACUCGUUCUCGCGAAAGAGAAUAACCAAUUGCAAAAGCCAAUCGACCCCGACAAGGUGUUCGAAGCAACCAAGCCAUAUUUGUUUACCAUUUGCGCUCUCAUCAGCACGGCCACAAUCAUCAUGGUCUUUGCGGCCUGGAAACUCUACCAGGAGUUUUCCUGGAGCGUGCUUAAAAUUAUUGGCGCUGACUACAAGAUGAAGAAGCGUUUUCUUUGCUAUCAGAUCUAUAUUGGACUGCUUAAGUUUGACUUCUUCUUCGUGAUUGGGUUCAUGAUUCAGCUCGUCUCAGUCGUCACUGGUCGCCGCGAUCCUGAAUUUGGUCUAACCAUCGCCGCCAUGCCCAUUACGCUCAUCAUCCUGGCCGCUGCCGCCUUCUGCACGCGUAGGGAGAUCAGAUGGGGCAUGGUUGUUACAAUCAUCCUCUAUCUCGGCGCACUGUCCUAUUUCAUCUUCAAGUCCGCCCGAGUCUUGUCUAAUGACACUAUUUGGCAAGAAUACUACAAGGCGGUCAAAAAACCCCUCGCGGCAUUCGCCUUGAUCACGAUUGUUCUCAUCGUCAUAACCAUCAUCAACGCGAUAUACUGCAUGCACAACUUCGGCAAGGGACUUAAAGAUUAUUUUGGGAAGCGAAGCAAGAAUGACCAUGACCAAGAGAUGGGUUCUCCAGGUCCCGUCAACGAACAGCAUCGGAUGAGCCGUAUAACUAUUGAUUGA
Molecule: messenger RNA, 1197 nt
Organism: Clonostachys solani
Lineage: Eukaryota; Fungi; Ascomycota; Sordariomycetes; Hypocreales; Bionectriaceae
Source: the annotation of a GenBank genome assembly